Messenger RNA from Diabrotica virgifera virgifera (western corn rootworm), 1510 nucleotides. RefSeq lists its product as uncharacterized. The record is from RefSeq and is a predicted model, not a curated record. The coding region runs from base 220 to 1332 and encodes 370 amino acids. Lineage: Eukaryota; Metazoa; Arthropoda; Insecta; Coleoptera; Chrysomelidae. The transcript has 2 exons.
CUGGCCUGCCGAACCGUCACUAGCUGAGAAGAGAUUGGAUUGACAGACGUCGUCAUUUAUGAAAUGUCAAGCAUUUAUGAAACUUUUAUUUUCACUUAUUUGUAGAAAUAAUCAUAGAUUGGGAAUAUUGACAUUAAAUGUCGUUUCUUUAUUCUAGAGCAACACAGCUGUCCUUAUUCCUAUAAAUAUCAUUACAAAACGACAUUACUAGUCAAAAAAAUGGAGAAAUUAAAGUUCCAGUUUACAAUACAGGGAUCCGCAGAUGGAAAAACGAAUGAAAUAUGUAUAACAGCAAUUGAAACUCCAGAUGGACGUGUUUUUGAGCUCCCAGAAGAAUUCAAGCAGGUAAAUAAACAUACAUACCUAGCGAAAUCUAAUGUAUUUAUGAAAGUAAAAAAUUCUUUGAAAAAAAGAGGUCAAAAAAGAAAUUUAUGGGUACCAUUAGAUAUUGAAAUGAGAAAGAUAUAUUUAGAUGAUGGUGAGAAUUUACAAUUUGGGGAACAGUAUUUAGAUGAGAAAACACAAUCUGUAGUUGCUACUUAUGAAAAAGAAAUACCAUCAAUAAAAAAUUUAAGCAGAGUAACUGAAAGUUUUUUGAUUGAAACAUUUUCUAUAAAAAUACCGAAUGCUUGUCAGUGGAUGGAAGACUUUGAGAGAGAGUGCGAACGAUUUGAAAUCAUAGAUGAUGAACAGAAAAUAGAGUCAUUAAAAUACUUACUUGAAAAACAAUGUUUAGAUUGGUACAGUAGCAUGAUAAUUAAAUACACAGUACAAUCAGAUUGGAAAAUUUGGAAAACAAACUUUUGUGAUGCAUAUGAAAAGAAAGGUUGGUCUCAAAUCAAAUACGCAUUCACAUUCAAAUAUCAAAGUGGUUCUCUUAUAGAAUAUGCAACAAAAAAAGAAAGAUUAUUAUUGGAAGUAAAUAAAACAAUCGACAAUGACACAUUAAUAAACCUUAUUGUAUUAGGUUUGCCAGACGACAUAAUGAAUAAACUUGAUAAAUAUUCAUUGAUUUCAACUACUCAUCUAUUUAGUGAGUUGAACAAGAAUGAAUACUUGGUAAACAAGCAAGGUAAAAGACAGAAAGUAUUCUUAGAUUUUAAAGAAAAAGUUGAAGAAAAACAAUACAAAACCAGCCAAAGAUUAUACAAAGAACAAAAACACAUAUGCAGUAUUUGUGAAAAGCUUAAAAAAGGAACACGUUACCACUUAGAAUCAGCAUGUUGGUAUAAGGCAAAAGAUAAUCACAAUGACAAAGAUAGUCAAAUUCAACUUAUCAACAACUCAGAAAUAGAAUGUGAACUACAAAAUGAAAAUCAAAAAAACUGCUAGUGUUGCCAUUAAUAAAAGUAAAAUUAGUACUGAAUAGCAAUUUUGAGAUUUUUGGAAUAUAUGAUUCAGGUUCAAAUGUCUCAUUAAUAAAUUCAAAAUUGUUGAAAAUAAAUAAUGAAAGACUAAUUAAUCCUAGAGGUACUAAUUUAAAAACUAUUAAUGGCCUUAAAAAAACAAA